Messenger RNA from Panicum hallii, 3358 nucleotides. Its product is annotated as CCAAT/enhancer-binding protein zeta. Bases 183 to 3215 code for a protein of 1010 amino acids. The transcript is spliced from 16 exons. The record is from RefSeq and is a predicted model, not a curated record. Lineage: Eukaryota; Viridiplantae; Streptophyta; Magnoliopsida; Poales; Poaceae. Gene Ontology annotation, cellular component: nucleus.
AUGUAACCCUAGCCCAUCCAGCCCAUUAGGACCCUUCUCUGUCCGCGCGCGCCACCGCCGUCGCGCCGCCGCCCGUUCUCUUUCUUCCUCCCCUAUCUUCGUCUUCCCCAACUCCGCUGCCGCCCCUGCAGCCACGCUCCCGCCGCUCUAGCCCUGCAGCCACACUCCCGCCGCAUCUACCCAUGGCUGAGCCGAAACCCAAAUCGAAGCGCACCAAGAAAUCAAAGAAGCCCUCGGCCGGGGAAGGUGACGGGGAGGACAUAGACGCGCUCAAGUCUGACGUCGCCACAUUCGCCUCCACCCUUGGCUUCCUCCCCGGUGCCGGCGGCUCCUCCGGCGGCUUCGAUGACUCCGACUUCCGCAAGUCAGGCCCCAUGAAAAAACCUCCAAAACCCCCUUCAGAACAACCCCAGCAAACCCCUGAAAACACAGCAAACCCCCAUCAAAACCCUAAGCCUGCCAAGAAGCCUCACCCUCUCGAGCUACAUGGUCCCCUUACCACCAGCAAACCUGGUGCUGUCACCACGAAUUACCCGCUGAUGAAGGUGGCGCCACUCUCAGGACAGUGGUACGCUGAUGCUGAUGAGCUAGAGGCGAGGGUCCUGGGCGGCCGUAAGCAGGUACCGCCAGCUGUAGGGCUUCAGGAGAUGCAGGGGAUGGUGGAGCGGAAACGGGAGCUGGCGGAGAAGCUAAUGGCUCAGUAUGCGAGAGAGUAUGACACAGUGAGGCGGGGGCAUGGCGGUCUGAAGCUCCUGGAGAUAUCAGCAAAGUCUGGUACAUCAGCUGACAAGGUGUUGGCGUUUACAUGCCUUGUCGAGGACAAUCCAAUUGCAAACAUGAGGGCGCUUGACUCCCUCCUUGGUAUGGUAACAUCGAAAGUUGGUAAGAGGUAUGCGUUCACAGGCUUCGAUGCAUUGAAAGAGUUAUUCUUAAUGAGGUUAUUGCCUGAUCGUAAGUUGAAAAGUCUUAUCCAGCGCCCGCUAGACAUUUUACCUGAAACAAAAGAUGGCUACUCACUUCUGCUCUUCUGGCAUUGGGAGGACUGUUUGAAACAGAGAUAUGAAAAGUUUGUUAUGUCGCUGGAGGAUGCUGUUAAAGAUAUGCUGCCAAAUCUCAAGGACAAAGCAAUGAAGACGGUUUUCAUCCUUUUGAAAAGCAAAUCAGAGCAGGAACGUCGGUUACUUACAACUCUUGUUAACAAGCUUGGAGAUCCUGAAAGGAGAGCAGCAUCGAGUGCUGCAUAUCUGUUAACAUGUCUACUGGCUGCUCAUCCUAAUAUGAAGAUGGUUGUGAUAGAUGAGGUGGAUUCUUUUCUCUUCAGACCGCAUGUUGGGCUUAGGGCCAAGUACCAGGCUGUCAAUUUUCUGAGCCAGAUUCUUCUUACACACAAGGGAGAUGGGCCUAAAAUUGCAAAGCGGUUGGUAGAUGUCUACAUUGCACUGUUCAAGGUACUCAUGAGCUCUAAUGAUACUAAAGGAGAUACAUGCAGUAAAUACAGCAAAAAAAAUGUAGAAAAUGGAAAAAUAGAGGGAGGAAACAACAAGGGUAAGGACUCCAAAUCCCAUGGAAACAAUGAAGAGAGUUCAACAGCAGGAUCAGAUUUGGAGAUGGACUCCAGAAUCCUCUCUGCACUUUUAACUGGCGUAAAUAGGGCAUUACCAUAUGUUGCGAGCUCGGAAGUUGAUGAUAUAGUGGAAGUUCAGGCACCUAUUCUUUUCAGAUUGGUUCAUGCUGAGAAUUUCAAUGUUGGAGUUCAGGCGUUGAUGCUUUUAUUCCAAAUAUCUACAAAAAAUCAGAUAGCAAGUGAUCGUUUCUAUCGUGCAUUGUAUGCAAAGCUCUUGAGUCCUGCUGCUGUUUCUUCUUCAAAGCCAGAAUUAUUUCUUGGGCUGUUGGUGAAAGCAAUGAAGAAUGAUGUGAUGUUGAAGAGAGUAGCUGCAUUUUCGAAGCGGCUCCUGCAGGUGGCUCUUCAACGGCCUCCUCAAUAUGCUUGUGGAUGUCUUUUCAUUCUGUCAGAGGUCCUUAAGGCAAAGUCGCCAUUAUGGGCGAUUGUGCUCCAGAACGAAUCUGUUGAUGAUGGUGAUGAGCACUUUGAAGAUAUUGUAGAGAGUCCUGAGGACUCUUCUGUUGCCUCAGCAGCGCUAGAUAAACAUACUGAGAAAUCAGCUUCUCAUGAGAAAUGCAACAUUGAUGCUGCUGAUGGUUCUGAUAGUGUAAAACAAAUGGAAUUGAUAGAAAGGGAUGAAAAUGGUGAAAACAAUGCAUCAGCUGAGGCGUCGAGACUACAUGCAUUAUAUGAUCCACGACAUAGAGAGCCUUCUUACUGCAAUGCAGAUCGUGUCAGUUGGUGGGAGCUAACAGUAUUGGCUUCACAUGUGCACCCUUCAGUUUCUACUAUGGCCAGAACAUUGCUAUCUGGCAACAAUAUUGUUUAUAGUGGUGAUCCACUGACGGACCUAUCACUUCCUGCCUUCCUUGACAAAUUCAUGGAAAAAAAACCAAAAGGUAACCGCAUCGCUGAAGGAAGAUGGCAUGGUGGAUCACAAAUUGCACCAGCUAAAAAGCUUGACAUGGAUCAUCAUCUCAUCGGAGAAGAGCUUCUGGAAUUGGCAGAGAAUGAAGUACCUCCUGAAGAUAUUGUUUUCCACCGUUUCUACAUGAACAAGUCUGGCCCUAUUAAGCCCAAGGCAAAGAAGGGUUCAGUUCUUGAUGAAGAUACUGGGGAGCUCUUAGCUGAUAAUGCUGAUGAUGCUAGUGACGAGAGUGGAGAUGAGAUGCAGGAUCUGAGAGAUGGGUUGGCAGAGGAUGGAGAAUAUGACUAUGACGACCUUGACUCCAAUGCAUUUGAUGAGGAAAAGGAUUUACUUAGAGAUGACAGUGAUGUUGAGUUGGAUGACAGUUCAGAUAGCGCUUCUAUGGAUGGUGGAUCAGAAAAUGAUGAUGACGAUCCAGAUGGCAACUCUAGUGGCGAGGAGAUGGUUGAUGCUGGUAAUGGUAGUAGCUCCUAUGCAAAGAAAAAGGUGGCACUGCAGAAGCGGAAAAAUGGUGUAAAGAGUGGUCGAUCUCCAUUUGCAAGCCUGGAUGACUAUGAGCAUCUGAUGGCUGGGGAUGCAGAUGAGACACCCUUGAAGCGGAAGCGGAAGGCAACAUGGGGAGCUGGUGGUGAGAAGAAACCAAAGUCCAGAUCAAAAAACAAGAGGUCGAGGAGUUCAAAAUGAGACGACCUUUAACUUAUUGGAAAUGUUCACCACAGUGGUGCUCAUUGCAUUUUUGUAGUUCUGAAAGGCACAUGACUGAGUAAUGGUAAUGUUGAACCGAGAAGGUACUAAAAAUUGGUUUAUACACAUGCUCUCUUCAAUUU